AUGACAGUAACAACAAGACUCUCUCUUGCGGGUGGACGCGAGGAAAGGUCACAGCAGACGCAGCUGCCACGCAAGAAACAUGCGAAGCUAUUCCACAAAAAGUGUAGGACCGGCUGCCAGCGUUGCCGAGUCCGUCGAGUCAAGUGUGAUGAAGCCAAGCCAAUCUGUAACAACUGCACGCGGCUUGACUUGGAGUGCGGCUAUGGACCUCUUCCCAUAGUUCCGAGCAACAUUGAAUCAGGUUCAACAUCAACUAGUACAGAAGCUGGUGACAGUCUGGUUGAUAUAGAGGGCAUACGCCCACUCCCAGAAACAGAGGCUCGACGAAAACUUGAGCUCGAGCUGUUUUAUCACUACUUCACCGAAACUGCCCCAACCGUUGGCGGAGACAAGUUCGCCCAAAGUUUCAUGGGCCCAGUCAUAUGCUGCGCGGCAUUGAAAUCAGAUGCCGUGAUGCAUGGAGUCUGCAUGCUGUCGGCACUUCAUAAGGCGUACAAAUCCAAUUUCAUGGAUACGCAACACAUGCAGCAUUAUUCCACGUAUCUCAACCUAACUCUUCAAUCGCACCACCAGCACGUGUUGCAUCUCGAUACCGACAAUGUGGAUUUCUCAUGCUUAGCGUCUACUACGCUUCGGGUGUAUGGAUACGUUCGACUACAACGUCGUUCGUUGGUACCAUAUACUCCCCCUAUUGAGUGGCUACGCAUGUCAAACACCAGCAAUAUUGUGUUUCGCAAGGCCCUAGCCUUGAUUGAGCAGAACCCUGAUUCUCUUAGCGGCAGAUUGAUGCUGGAGAUAUCUCAACACUUGGAUGAAAAGCAGAGGAUGGAAGAUACAAACGAAUUGCUGUACCUAUUACGACGCCAGGAACCUCACGAACUGGAAGAAGAAUGGGACGACGAAGUCUACUACGUCUACAAGCGCACGCUGAGCUGCUUGGGCUGUAUCUGGAAGCACAGAUUCGACCACUCUCCACCUCCCGGCCUCUCUCGAAGGCUAAUCCUCUUCCCCAUGAUUGUGGACGCUCAAUUUGUAGACUAUGUGGCGCAGAAGCGACCGCGGGCACUGAUCAUCAUGGCUCAUUACUUCACACUUUUGGCUCUUCACCGCAGCCUUUGGUAUAUCGGGGAUACUGGACUACGUGAAGCGAGGGCCAUUGCGGCUGAGUUGCCACUUGAGUGGCAGGGCAUGUUGAUACAGCCACUGGAAAUACUAAAAGAUCCUUCAUUAUUAUGCGAUGUUUCCCAGGAGAGAUUAGUUUAG
This is a messenger RNA of Trichoderma breve, 1263 nucleotides long. Its product is annotated as fungal zn(2)-Cys(6) binuclear cluster domain-containing protein. Gene Ontology annotation, biological process: regulation of transcription by RNA polymerase II. Lineage: Eukaryota; Fungi; Ascomycota; Sordariomycetes; Hypocreales; Hypocreaceae. Bases 1 to 1263 code for a protein of 420 amino acids. The record is from RefSeq and is a predicted model, not a curated record. Gene Ontology annotation, molecular function: DNA-binding transcription activator activity, RNA polymerase II-specific; zinc ion binding. The transcript is spliced from 2 exons.